UGGCGCGCUCUCGCGGACCAUCAGGACUCCAUUAAGGAGAAGGGGAGUAGGGGAAUAGUGGCGUAGUGUUUGUGUGUUGUGUUGUUGAAAAUGGCGAGCAUGGAACUCAGUCUCGACGAUAUUAUCAAGAAAAACAAGAUUUCUGUCAAGGGGAAGGGAGGAUUCAAGAAGUUUGGUGCUAAUAAUGUAGCUAAUAAUCGUGGCAAUCCUCCAAACAAAGUACCUCGUCGGCCUGGAGGAGUCCAGCAGGCUAGGAAACCAGGAAUUGCAAAUGCUGGCCGAGUCGGUUCUCAGAAUGCUGGUCCUGGUGGGCGACAACAACCUAUUGCUGAUGCACGGAAUCGGAUCAUUCAGAAAAAACGCCUUCACAUUACUGACGCAAGAGAUAAGAUAUGUGAGCUUGCAAAGAAAACAGAUGUACGCUUGAAACUGGAGAAACUGCGGGAAACGCGAUUGGGUCAUGAUGGAAUGCAAGGCCAUUUAGUAUAUAAUGGAUAUAAUGCCAGUGUCAGAAAAGCUGUGCGCAAUCCUUACAUGAAAGAUAUUCACGGAAGACCUGGUCCAGAUCAUAGUAUGAUUCCUCUUCAGCGAACAAUCAAUCAAUCCAUGAGCAUUGGCAGAUAUCCACACAAUGUUCCUGCUCUCAUGGACAUGGACAUUGAAAUGUCUGAUGGAUUUAUGUCUGAAAGUGUAAUGCCACUGCGCAGAACUGUUAACAAUGACCAAAUGCGUCAAGAACCUUUGCUUCGUGCUUCCAAACUUUCUCAUCCUUCACCAUACUCAUGGAAGGCACCUCUCCAACAACGCAUAACGCAAACGAACAGCAGAGGUUACAUUGAUUUGGACUACCCAGCGGAACAGAGGAAGAGGAUGAAAUUACCAUCACCUCCACCAAUUAUGCGCCCUAUUGUUUUGUCCGAUGAUGAUGAUAUGGUUGAACCUGUGAGACCAAUUGAGAGAUCAACUCGAACUCCAAGUGGCAGUGCCAUGAGUGCAGCUAAAGCAAGACUAGAAUCAUCAAGAAUUCAACCUUCUCACCUAUCUGCAUCUGGAGCAGGAUCUUCAGGUUACAGAAUUGUUGUUUCCAAUCUACAAAGCUCUGUCACUCAUGAAGAUAUCAGGGAAUUAUUUGAGGAUAUUGGACCACUGGUUGCAUCAAGAUUGGUAAGGCCAGGAACUGCUGAAGUUGUGUACCGCUUGUACAAGGAUGCUGAACGUGCUGUCGAAAAUUAUCACAAUCGACAGUUAGAUGGACAACCAAUGAAAUGUCUAUUAGUUAAGCCCAGGGCCACUACAGCCUCUUCAGCUACCCAGAGUAGUGGAAAUCUAAGAACGCCUUCAGGAUCAUCUGCCAAGCUAUCAGGAAGUGGAAAAUCAUCUGUAGUACCAGACAUUAACACAAUACACAAGGCACUUUUCAACAAAUCUUAAUUUUGGUAUGGCAUGUGUUGGAAAAUGAUUUGUAUAAAUUGUAACUUAACAGACUGUCGUUUAUGAUGGCAAUAUUAAUUUGAGAUGCAUUAGUAAUAAAGGAAUACAAAUAUUUGAAAGAGACUGAAUGUUCACUAAUGUGGAUGCCCCUUUCAUCUCAAAGCAAAGUAACCCUAUUCAUAUUUGAUACAAAUUUAGUUGAAAUCGAGUUUUGGAAAUGAUUUUAUGCUUGGAGUCAGUGUGUAUUAUUGAUUGCAAACAAAUGCUUACAUUGUAUUGACCAACAUCCAUUUUGCUGUUAAUUCCUUAGUUAACUUGUUGAAGAUUUACAAAUAAAAGCAAUCUCGUAUA
This is a messenger RNA of Frankliniella occidentalis (western flower thrips), 1782 nucleotides long. Its product is annotated as polymerase delta-interacting protein 3. The coding region runs from base 91 to 1431 and encodes 446 amino acids. NCBI's taxonomy places the organism in Eukaryota, Metazoa, Arthropoda, Insecta, Thysanoptera, Thripidae. Gene Ontology annotation, cellular component: nucleus. The transcript has 8 exons. Gene Ontology annotation, molecular function: mRNA binding. The record is from RefSeq and is a predicted model, not a curated record. Gene Ontology annotation, biological process: mRNA export from nucleus.